This is a messenger RNA of Melanaphis sacchari, 1056 nucleotides long. RefSeq names its product ciliogenesis-associated TTC17-interacting protein-like. The record is from RefSeq and is a predicted model, not a curated record. The transcript is spliced from 3 exons. NCBI's taxonomy places the organism in Eukaryota, Metazoa, Arthropoda, Insecta, Hemiptera, Aphididae. Bases 1 to 1056 code for a protein of 351 amino acids.
AUGUCAUCUUUUUGCCUAUCAUCUCAGUUAUCGAAAACGAUCCACAUAGUCGUGGCGAAAUCGCUAUUGUUAUCCGCACUGUUGUUUUGUAUUACGCAAGAUUUCGGUGUCGGUGGUUUUGGAAGUGAUCAAUGGGUUCGUUUGUGUACGUUGACGAGUAAUGGAAGUUCACUAAUGAACGUAACGAUGCCGUGUGGGAUUCACGUAAGAAAUGAUGAUCUAAAAGAUAAUUCUAAAGACAACACUGAUGUUUCAAAAAGUUGGCGUGAAGAAGACGAUUCAGCGGAAUAUGUGAAAAUCACACUAGACGGUAGUCGCAACACUAACACCGCAGAAAAAUCCCCAGAGGUGAUGACUAUCAGACAGGAUAGUGAUUCGACUAUUAAACACUCCGAUAAUAAAACCAGCGAAGAGGAUGUAGAAGAAGAAAUAUACGUAGAAGAAGGAGUAGACGUAGACGAAAAAGGAGAUGUAGACGUGGUUGUCGAAGAUGACAACGAUGAUCGUGACGUCGCGGUCGAUUAUAACGUUGAUAAUGACGAAGACCAAUCAAUGUACGAUGAAGAAGUCACAGUUUUGAAUGAAGAAGUUAAUGGAGCUGCUUCCGAAGACAGCAAAGACGAUAUUAAUGAUGUGAGAGACCAACUUAAAAAUCAAAAACGUCCGUUCGCCGUGACCAAAGUGAUGCUCGGAUACCUGUUGAAUGCCCGGAAUCAAUUGUACGAAAAGAUAUAUUAUUUGUUAAAUUUACUGCAACGAACAUUUUUCAAUAGCAAACUUAAUUGUCGACGUCGUCGUAACUCAAUUGAACUGCCGAGUUUAUUAAAUUACAAGAAGAAACAAGAGGAUAAAAAGAACCCAUCGCUUUCUUCCGUGAUCUUAGAACCGACAUUUGAACGUUCAAUAAUGACUAUGUCAUUUUUAAUGUUUGGUGUAUUCGUUAUCCAAGUGAUACAGAAAUUAAUGAACACGAUGCAACAACAACCUGGUGAAACCUCAUUUAUUGGUAAUUCAAUAUUUGGUAACCUAUUAACAUUGCCAUCGGACAUAUUUUAA